AUGACAACACAAGGUGCGCGAGACUGUUCUUCUUCUCCUGAGGUGAUUUCAGAUCACUUUAUAUUUGACUGUUUUUUACGUUUCUAGUUGAAUUUUUUUUAAAGCACAAACUCUCGGAUUUCAGCUACAAAAUAGUUUUUUUUUUUAGACAUGGAAACCGGUUCGGAUUUUUAUUAUAUGCUACGGGCUUCUGGUCACGGUGAAGUUUGGCGUGAUUUCACUGAAGAAGAAAAAUUUCGACAACAUGGCUGGAGAUGUUCUACUAAUGAGGAAGCAUAUUCACCUGCUACCCUGAUUGGAAACUGGUCUGAAAAAAGAUUCGACACCAGUUUAACCAAAACAUCACGACGCCCCCUGCCGUCGCAGUUUUCUCAUUACUUUGACACUACGUACUCAUCCAGCUAUAACAAAGAAGAGAAACCGCCAAUUUACAGUUCUUUUAAGAAAGAACCCAGAAGCUUUCCAGGUCACCAGCCUGAGAUGGAUCCACCUCACACCAAGCGUGUGCCGAACUCCUGCUAUAAAUUGGACUUCAGUGGCCGUCACUCAUCUGGAAAUUCCUGAAAAGUUAUCGAUGAAAUGAAUAGUAGGGCAUGUGCGUCGCUUCUGAAAAAAAAACUC
This is a messenger RNA of Tachysurus vachellii, 621 nucleotides long. It is a transcript of the gene cfap68, whose product is annotated as cilia and flagella associated protein 68. Bases 151 to 564 code for a protein of 137 amino acids. Gene Ontology annotation, cellular component: nucleus. NCBI's taxonomy places the organism in Eukaryota, Metazoa, Chordata, Actinopteri, Siluriformes, Bagridae. The record is from RefSeq and is a predicted model, not a curated record. The transcript has 3 exons.